GUGCCGACUAUUUAGAUGUACACCGUACGCGGAUCAAAUCCCAGGCUUGUGGGCCCCAUCUACCGUUGUCGCCGCCUCCGAUUCAGCUUCUCUAUCUCUCUCCAGUCCUCUUACUGCAAGCAAUAUAAUCCACAAAAAACUAAUGGCCCCUUUCUCAUUGCCAUCUCCAACUCGCCCCUUUUCAAUCUCUGCAGCAUUUUAGAAACGAAAUCUUCAAUCGAAAUCGCUGAGAUAGGAGAAAUGGCCGAGCCGAUUCAGCGAUUGAAAUCAGGGUUUGAGCACUUCAAGAAAGAAAUCUACGAGAAGAAUCCCGAGAAAUUCCGCCAAUUAUCUGAAAGCCAGAGUCCAAAGUUUUUGAUCUUUGCGUGCGCGGACUCGCGUGUGUGCCCGUCAGUAUUGUUCAACUUUCUGCCAGGAGAAGCCUUCAUCAUUCGUAGCAUUGCCAAUAUAAUACCUCCAUAUGACAAGACAAGAUACUCGGGCACUGGAGCUGCCAUUGAAUACCCUGUCGUCUUUCUCAAGGUGGAGAAUAUUAUUGUUAUCGGCCACAGUCGCUGUGGAGGUAUCAAAGCGUUGCUCUCUGCCCAAGAUGAUGGCACCCUUAGCACUGAAUUCAUAGAGGACUGGGUGAAAACAGCAAAUCCAGCAAAAGAAGUAAUAAAGGAAGCUCACUCUCAUCUCUCCUUUGAAGAUCAAUGUUCUAAAUGCGAGAAGGAGGCAGUGAAAGUAUAUCUUGAGAACUUGAAGACUUAUCCUUUUGUUAAAGAAGGCUUGGAGAAGAACACUCUCUCUUUAUUUGGAGGUUACUAUGACUUUGUCAAUGGUAGUUUUGAGACUUGGGAGGCUUAGACCAUUGCUUAGUGCUUCCUCAACCCCUACAUCUUCAACUAUUAUAUUAAUUAUAUUAUUUGUGGCUAUAAUUUAUAUAUUUUGUCUUUGUGUGUAUUUGAAUUAUGUAAUGACCCUUAUUUUCAUCUCUAAAAUGUGUGUUUAAAUUUCUCCUUACUGUGGUAUUGUAAAGAAUAAGAUUUCCAAAUUUAAUGUAGAUUUCCUUUUCUUUAUUCA
Dendrobium catenatum is the source of this 1065-nucleotide messenger RNA. Its product is annotated as carbonic anhydrase, chloroplastic. The record is from RefSeq and is a predicted model, not a curated record. The transcript is spliced from 8 exons. The coding region runs from base 16 to 849 and encodes 277 amino acids. Lineage: Eukaryota; Viridiplantae; Streptophyta; Magnoliopsida; Asparagales; Orchidaceae. Gene Ontology annotation, biological process: carbon utilization. Gene Ontology annotation, molecular function: zinc ion binding; carbonate dehydratase activity.